AUGCCGAAGAAAGGUUCCGGCAACGAUUUAGUAACGCAGGAAGCAGACAGCUGUGAUGGUAAAGCGAUAGACAACGAUUUAGUCACGCAGGAAACACAAAGCUGCGAUGGUAAAGACACAGACUACCAACCAAGCAGACUACCAAUCUGUAGUGAUAGGGAUAGUGAUGUAGAUUAUGAACCCUCUCAUUCUAAUGACAGUUCGGAUUCCAUAGUAGAUGGAUCAACAUCAGACUCAGGCAUGUCAGAUAUCUUUCCUGUACCUAAAAUAAAUCUUCAUAGAAAUACUCCUCUAACAAGUGGCCCUUCCAAUGAGACGAUUACUGCGAGUGUUGCUGUUGUUUCGCCCAGUUUCGAUGAUAUUGAGACUGCUGCACAUGGAUUAGGUCAAAGUGAGGAAGGCGCGCAGAAACAGAGCAUAACAGUACGUACCACUGAUAAUCAGGGAGGCAGAAAAUAUGACAAGAAAUUUUAUUGCUAUUUCUGCAAGAAGCCUCAAAGUAAGCUAGUUCGGCAUCUUAAAACUGUUCAUAGAACUGAAGCAGAAAUUGAGCAAUAUUUUUCUGAAAAGAACCCAAAACAAAAGAAUGUGCUAAUGCUGAAAUUGCGUAAUCUUGGAAAUCACCAGCAUAACUGUGAUGUGCUUCGGCAGAAGACUGGGGAUCUUGUUGUAUCACACCGACCCACAGAAAAUGUAGAUUACACAGCAUAUAUUCCAUGUAAAUAUUGUUAUGCAUACUUCGCCAAGGCCUCGUUAUGGAAACACUCAUGCCCACUAGUUCCUGAUGGUGGCAAGGCACAUAGAAAAAAACGCAUAGGGAAAAGUGGAGCCAGCUUGUUGCCAUCAGAAGGAAAUGGAGAGCUUGAUUUUGUUAUACACGGUAUGAGGCGGGAUGAUAUUGGGGAGGUUACAAUGAAAGAUGCACUAAUUUUGCAAUAUGGCCGCCACCUUGUCAAAAAGUAUGCCAAUGAUAAGGAGCAGUAUUGCUACAUUCGUGGAAAAAUGAGACAACUAGGACGUCUUCUGAUGUGUCUUAAAAAGAAAACAGGAAAUAAAAAUGACACGAUGUAUCAUUUUGUCCAUCCCACUAAGUUUCGACUUGUUGUAGAAGCAGCUCAGGAAUGUGCAGGAUUUGAUGAAGUAAACCAUACAUAUUCUGCACCAUCUCAAGCAAUCAAGUCUGGUCAGCUAAUGAAAAAAAUCGCUGAAAUAAAAAUGACUCAAGCUAUGGAGAGAGGGGAAACAGAAGUAUCUGAUUCAUGUGGGCAAUUCCUAAAACUGUGUGAUUUACAGUGGUCACAGUUGUCUACUACUGCACAUAAGAAUCUCUCAGAAAGAAAACGUAAUAGUGUCAGGUUUUUGCCUCUUACAGAAGAUGUUGUUAAAUUAAACAAGUACCUGGAUAAUAAUGGAUCCAAACAAUGUAGCGUACUUCAAGAAAAUAGUGAUAAUGCAGACGCAUAUGCUACACUGACACAAAUAGUACUUGCAAAACUGAUACUGUUUAAUCGGAAAAGACAGGGUGAAGUCUCUAAAGUACUAGUUACAGAUUGGAAAGCUAAAAGUAAAGGAAACCCAGACAGCUGCAUAACUGAAUGUUUGAGCGAGGUUGAAAAGGGUCUAUUAAAGGUACUUGAACGACUUGAGAUUAGGGGGAAAAGAGGACGUAUUGUUCCUAUCCUAAUCACAGAAGAUAUCAAUAACUGGAUGAAAAUACUUCUUCAGGUAAGAUCACAGCACAUACCAGAUUCAAAUCCAUUCCUCUUCCCAAGCAACACAUCAUACUCACACCUUCGUGGAUCAGACAUUAUGAGGAGAUUUGCUUCAGAGUGUGGGGCGAGCAAACCAAAUCUACUUACAUCAACACAACUAAGAAAGCAUGUGGCCAGUAUGGCCCAGGUCCUUAAUCUGAAGGAACAUGAAAUGGAUAUUCACCGAGAAAUCGGAAUCGAGAGCAUGGUUAGUGGCAUGGAGAGUUCAACUCACCCGCGGCAGUGA
This is a messenger RNA of Priapulus caudatus, 1998 nucleotides long. RefSeq lists its product as uncharacterized. NCBI's taxonomy places the organism in Eukaryota, Metazoa, Priapulida, Priapulimorpha, Priapulimorphida, Priapulidae. Bases 1 to 1998 code for a protein of 665 amino acids. The transcript is spliced from 3 exons. The record is from RefSeq and is a predicted model, not a curated record.